This is a messenger RNA of Mesocricetus auratus (golden hamster), 2348 nucleotides long. It is a transcript of the gene Abhd13, whose product is annotated as abhydrolase domain containing 13. Gene Ontology annotation, cellular component: membrane. The transcript has 2 exons. The record is from RefSeq and is a predicted model, not a curated record. Bases 708 to 1721 code for a protein of 337 amino acids. NCBI's taxonomy places the organism in Eukaryota, Metazoa, Chordata, Mammalia, Rodentia, Cricetidae. Gene Ontology annotation, molecular function: palmitoyl-(protein) hydrolase activity.
CGCCGUCGGCCUCGGUCCCCUCCCUUCCAUUUCCCCGCCCGCCUGCCCGCUCCCCCGGAGCAGUUGGUCAGCAGACCCCGGGCUCGGGUCGGUAACAGGUGCAGCUCUGCGAACGGCGCGGCUGCAGGCAGGCGAUCGGGGCCUUAAAAGCCGAGAGUUUCCGCACACCUGAAGUCACUUGGCCGGGGCUAGACUUUUGCCACCAUUGGUGCGAAGCGAGGAUGCUUCAGGGAGUGUACUCGAGCUGAGCUGUCAAACGACAGUAAACCCCGGGCAGCUCUUUUUGCUCUCACAACCCCCCCCCCCCGCGCUUGCUUACUAAGGCAGCAGUAACAGAGUAGCCCACUGGCUUUAAGUUUGACGUUUGGGUUUGUUUGUUUGUUGUUUGUAGAUCCAGCCCGUCUUCUGUCAUGAAUUAGUACUCAGGUGUGUGCGCGCUUAGACGUGUUCUUUUCUGAAGCACUGUUUGGUCUCUCUGAGAACCGACGGUGGUCGAUGUAGAGUUGUGUCGUUAACUGUACUGCCUGAGACCUCACCACCCGGUUGAGCCCCGAUUGAGUUGGACUUGCUCUUGUCUACGCCUUGGGCCUUGCUUGCAGUAUGUGGAAAGUGUAAAGCCCAGUAACGUAAGGUCACACUGCCUGCAAGGAACUCCCAGCGUGUGUACGCAGGCUCGCCACCACACAGGAUAUCUACGAGGAGCUACCAUGGAAAAACCCUGGAUGCUGUGGAGCUUCAUUGAAAGAUGGCUACUAGCCUUGGCGUCCUGGUCUUGGGCUCUCUGCCGCAUCUCUCUUUUACCCUUGAUAGUGACUUUCCAUCUGUAUGGAGGCAUUGUCUUACUUCUGCUGAUAUUCGUGUCGAUUGCAGGGAUCCUGUAUAAAUUCCAGGAUGUCUUGCUCUAUUUUCCAGAACAGCCGUCCUCUUCCCGCCUCUAUGUUCCCAUGCCCACGGGCAUUCCACAUGAAAACAUUUUCAUCAGAACCAAAGAUGGAGUGCGCCUGAAUCUCAUCUUGGUAAGAUACACUGGAGACAAUUCCCCAUAUUCCCCAACUAUAAUUUAUUUUCAUGGGAAUGCAGGCAACAUAGGCCACAGGUUACCAAACGCGCUGCUUAUGCUGGUGAACCUCAAAGUGAACCUCGUGCUUGUUGACUACCGGGGGUAUGGGAAAAGCGAGGGAGAGCCCAGUGAAGAAGGACUGUGUCUGGACUCUGAAGCUGUUCUAGACUACGUGAUGACUAGACCGGACCUCGAUAAGACAAAGGUUUUCCUUUUUGGCCGCUCCCUGGGAGGAGCCGUGGCCAUCCACUUGGCCUCUGAGAAUUCUCACAGGAUUUCAGCCAUCAUGGUGGAGAACACGUUCCUAAGCAUACCACACAUGGCCAGCACACUAUUUUCCUUCUUCCCAAUGCGUUACCUCCCUUUAUGGUGCUAUAAAAAUAAGUUUCUGUCCUACAGAAAGGUCUCGCAGUGCAGGAUGCCUUCUCUCUUCAUCUCUGGCCUCUCUGACCAGUUGAUCCCACCCGUGAUGAUGAAGCAGCUCUAUGAGCUUUCCCCGUCUCGGACUAAGAGAUUAGCCAUUUUCCCAGACGGGACCCACAAUGACACAUGGCAGUGCCAAGGCUACUUCACUGCGCUCGAACAGUUCAUCAAGGAAGUGAUCAAGAGUCAUUCUCCUGAAGACAUGACAAAAACAUCAUCCAAUGUCACUAUUAUCUGAUGCCACCCUCUUGAUGGAUGCCUUGGGUUUCGGUUUGUGUACAGUGAUGAUGUCCUUUCCGGGUGUGUGUUCACGCUGGUCUGCACAGUGACUCUGAGUUUUAAGGGCCUCAGCACUCCAUUCUGAUGGUCCUAUAACUUUAUGUAUUUUUCAGAACUGGGCUUCUUGAGAUUAUUUCAUAUUCCCACCAGAACUUCCAGCCUGGUUACACACCCUUAACUUUAGUUUAAGAUGUCCGUUGAUGGAGUCCUUCCAAAAGUCUCUUGUUGGUUGAGUGGUAAGAUCUGGGUUGUAAUCAGAUGGAGACACAAACAAGAAACCUGCGGGUGUCAUCCCUUAAGUAAACAUUGGGACCGUCACAGUAAGCGAGCCCAGUGCUACUGCGUUUUCACCGUAAACAUUAAGAUGAAGUGCAUGGUGGUGUUUCAUUCUUGACUUAUGCAAUGCGAUAUUUUAAAUGUAAAUAAUACUGGUCACAUGCAAAUGUAUAUGGUUCCCUGGGUUAUAUCUAUUUUUAUGUAAACUCUAUUUUGUUUCUUGUGAGGAAUGAGUGUGAGGCCUGUGAGCAGAUUCCAUGCUCUGCUGCUGAGAUCCGGGUUUUUCCUAAUAAACAGGACCAUUUUCCAA